This is a messenger RNA of Schizosaccharomyces japonicus yFS275, 2727 nucleotides long. Its product is annotated as fungal protein. Gene Ontology annotation, cellular component: mitochondrion. The transcript has 2 exons. NCBI's taxonomy places the organism in Eukaryota, Fungi, Ascomycota, Schizosaccharomycetes, Schizosaccharomycetales, Schizosaccharomycetaceae. Bases 58 to 390 code for a protein of 110 amino acids. The record is from RefSeq and is a predicted model, not a curated record.
AAUUUCCCGACUCUCUUAUUUGUUUCUUUCAUAGUAACCAGGAAAAUCAAGUGCAACAUGAGUAGUAACAACGUAAUCAAAACAAUUUGGAGAAGUCUUAAUGUUCGUAUGCUGCAUACAAAGACUCAAAUACCUCCUCCUAGACCAGAUAUAAAAAAUGUUCAGCAGUUUCUGAGGAGGAUCGGUCGAAAUGUCCACGACAAAGUAAAUGACAAAAUUGACACCUGGGAGAAGCUGUUCAGUAUGACAACAGGUGAAAUGAAGACGGUUGGAAUUGAUGCUCGUACUAGACGAUACAUUGCUCGACAGCGUCAAAACUAUCGACUUGGUUAUGAGAUUAGAGCAUACCCAAAACAUGCAACAUCAAAAAAGGACACCUCUGGAAACUAACGCUCUUGAUGGUAUCGAUUUAAUGAAAAAUGAAUGUUUGUUUAACCAUGUAUCUCUUAGUUUAGCGUUUCUAGUUUUUUCAACUUGAACACAAGCUGCUCAUGAAACCAUUUUGUGAAUUCAGCACUGAAUUGCAUUAACGCAGCCUCGGCUGAAGGAUAGGAUUUACAGGAACUGUUUUCUGAGUUCAUUUCUUCCGCAAUCCAGUCACCCUCCCAUUUUAACAAGAAGCUACUGCCUUCUUUGGUUUCUACAACAAGACCAACAUUGUUGAGAGUUAUCGUCUUUACACCGUCUUUGUACUGUGAAAUAACAUUUCUAUACUCUAAAUCCGACUGAGCCAUAACUUUUGGUAGUGGAUGAAAGAGCUGAGCAACUUGGCUGCAUAAAUUUUGGGUUAAUAAAUGAAUAACAAACGUUCUAUUUGUCAUAUAUUUCAAAAAACAACCAAAAUAAAUAUUAUUCUACGAACGAACGCGCUGCCGUUUAAGUGUUGGUGCAACACUUGUUAUAACGUCUUUUUGAGAUAAUUUGAGAGAGGACGAUGAAACGCUAUCAAUCUCAGAAAUUGAGUGCAUUUCAACACUUUCCUUUUGAUCCUGAGCCUCGCGCUUUCUGCGCUUGUCACGUUUUUGGAGUAUGCUCACGAUGAUGGACAUGAUGAAUACGGUGCCGCCCAUCACUAACAAACCGAUAUAACCUUUAAUAAAUCGAGGAGUGUCUGUGUUAGGAUACAUGACAAGAGCCCACCAAACGUGCCAUAUGUUUUGAACCAUAUUCAUACAGAAGACGACAACUCCGCGCUCUUGGUCAUUGUCGCGACAAAUGUCAUUCGCCCAAGAGAACCAAAUUGCUUGACCAGCAUAUGUAGCACCAGAGAGAAAGUAAGCGAAGAACUUUACUCCGUCCGAAACAUUCCAUGCAAGCAAUAUACUCGCAGAUGUGGAAACCACUGCACACAAGAAAAAACCAAAUGGCCAACGCGCACGGCCAUGCAGUUUAUCUGCAAUAAUGCUUGAUACCAUGGUGGAAAUAACACCAACUGCCGUAAUUACAGUUGGGUAAUUGUUCACUUGGGCAACCGAGAAACGAUUGCUCCAUUUCAUCCAUUGACCCAUCAACACGUUAACAGCGAUGGCCUGUGUUUCACCGCUCACCAUCCACAAGAGGCACAAACCGUAAAUUCUCCAGGAGCAUACUAUAGACUUAAAAGAACCCAAUGUCAAUGGCUUCUUCGCAGGUUUUGCGGGAAGACGUUUUAGUGCGAGCUCACGCUCUUGUUGAGAGAAGUACGGUGCCUUCGUCGUCUCUGGGACAUCCGGGAACAAGAAGAAUCCGUAAAGAGCAAGUGGAAUGGUCAACAAACCAUCAACAAUAAACAGCCAUCUCCAGCCUGCCAAUCCACGUUUUCCGUCUAACGAGUGAUGAACUGCGGUCUGAAGAUAACCAGCAAACAUUGUACCCACCAAACCAGACAUAGAAAAUAUACCUGCACGUUUACACAACUCCGUGUCUUUGUACCAGGCACCGAGAAUGUAGUGUGUUCCAGCAAAUGUUGAGGCUUCUGCUAAUGCCAUGAAGAAACGGAGUAUCAUCAUUGACUUUACUGAAUGAGCUGCAAAGGAAAAGAUGGUCAUUAUUCCCCAAAGCAAGUUCAUCAACGGGAACCAAAUUCGCGGAGGAAGAAUCUGUAGAGCAUAUGAUCCUGGUAAUUGUCCAAUGAUAUAACCACAGGUGAAAACCAUGUUAAUCUGCUGCAGCUCAUUGCUGUACAUGUGCAAGUCCUCCUUCAUUCCUGAAAGAUACGCAUUAUUAAUGGAUGAACGAUCGAGAUAAUUGAUGAAGUACGAAAUACAACAGUAGGACAAAAUGAACCAAUCAAUCUUAAACACCAGCUUCCGCUCACUAACAUAUGAGGAGGAGCUUGCUCUUUUUAUUCUUUGGAGCAAGCCGGACAUCUUCGUUACAAUGUCCUACCAAAAACUAAAUCCAAUUGCAGAACAAAUGAAGUAUUUCUACUUCUUAAUCAUGUAAUGGAAUAAGACAAUGGAGAAUACUCGUGUUAGCUCUGUUAAAAACGGCCGAAUGAACUACUUGUCAUGAGUACCGUGAGAAUAUACUGAUUUUCACCGUUUACUGAUCGACAAUAACUAAGAAUUUCCUUAAUCGGCUAUAUAUAAACCGCGUUUGAGGAUAUACAGUAAUCUCCAAGUAUUAUUAUGAUUUUUUGGUAGUCGAAAUGAUUGCUCUUGGUAAUCGAUAGAAUGUAAGCAACAAGUAAGAUAAAAAAUAAAUAAUGGAAAAAAAUUAGGGAGAAGCCACAGAAGUCUUAGAAAA